GAAGAAGAAGAAGAGUUUUGCCGGGAAAGGAGAUAGGCGCAUGUUGGAGCUGUUGUGUGCCUUAAAUGCAUCUUGUACAAUAAAUGCAAGAUAACUGCUUGAGUGUGUGCAGACGAGCUCGCUUUGUGGGCCCGGGAGGCUACAACCUUAGUAGGUUACAAGCUCAAACAGGAGUGACAAUAAGUCAAAUGGAUGGGGAGACUUUCUCCGUGUUCGCUCCCACGCCAGGAGCCCUCAGCGAGGCGCAGGACUUCAUCUGUGAGAUCUGCAAAGAUGAUCGAUCGACGGCACGACGAAGGACUUCACCCGAUCACAGAUGCGGUUGGCGGCUAGCGCGUCUGCUAUCCAAAAAGCUUAAGAUCUCCUCUGGGAAGCUGGCCAAAUUUGCUGAUGGAGCUGCCGUCGUUCAGGUCAGAUCAGAUCCAUGUUUCAUCCCCUCGUACUAUGUUUUCAUACGUUCAUCUAUGUUAGCACUGCUAACUGUUGUAGCUUUGUGCCUCCGUCUGAAGCUGGGCGACACCUCUGUGAUGGUGACGGCUGUCAGCAAGACAAAACCAUCUACGUCUCGGUUUGUGGGCCCGGGAGGCUACAACCUGCGGAGGUUGCAAGCUCAAACAGGAGUGACAAUAAGUCAAGUAGAUGAGGAGACUUUCUCCGUGUUCGCUCCCACGCCUGGAGCCCUUAGCGAGGCGAAGGACCUCAUCGGGGAGAUCUGCAAUGAUGAUAUGGAUUUUGCUGCUGUUCACGCCGCUACUGAAAUAAGCAAGAGCAGCAGCAGCUAAUCUAUUUCAGAGGCAGAGGAGACUUGAGCACAGAGCCAAGCUCGAAAAAGAUAGUCUGAAUGGCUUCAAAUGUGUACUUCAUCUCCUUCGGAUAAUCAAUGUUCAUGGCAUACAGUAGGCCAAAGAGGUAUGCAAAGGCAGUACCGAGGUCUGGCGGGUUAUGUAGCAUGAUGCCAUUUUGUGAAUCUCACUCAAUUUGAAAUACAUUUUGAAAAAAAUAAAAUAAAAUAAAUUGUGUAUCUCACUUAAUUGUAAAUACAAUUUGAAAAAAAUACAAUUGUUUUCCGUGAGGUCUUGCAUGUUUUAAAUCACUGGCCGUGAAGUUUUACAUGAGCACCAACCACAAUGCACUAGAACAGGCAAAAAACAUAGGUUGGCUUCCACAUUAAGAGUCACAGCAAAAGCUUGGUUUUCAGAGACCUUGUCCGCUGAGAGCACUGAGAGCCAAACUCGAAAAAGAUAGACUGAAUUGCUUCAAAGGUGUACUUAAUCUCCUUUGCAUAAUCGAUGUUCAUAGCAUAAAGUAGGCCAAAGAGGUAUGCAAAGGCGGUACCGAGGUCUGGCAGGUCAUGUAGCACGAUUGAACCUUCCAACACAACAGCCCAGUCCCGUACGUUGGGUGAUACAGCAGGAUCAUCUUCUUCAAGGAUUGUAAGGAUGCCAAUCUGAGCACUCUUUCUUCAGGGUCAGUUUUCUGAGGAAUAAUAACAGAUGCAUGAUUGAGUGUUAGGUCGAACAAAAGGAUGUAAUUAGGGCCCGACUGGUAUGGAUCUUCUGGGAACGAUUACAAUUUUACAAUGUUCAAAAAAAUUGAAAAAAACCUUUAAAUUACUUUCAAAUUAAUUGAAGGCAGAACAUUAACCAUUAAAUAUUUUUAAAAAAUUGGGGCAGGAACUUUUCUUUAUUGUUAUAUGCAUUGGCUAAAGAAUAUGACAUUUGGGCAUUGAAAAACAUCUUUGG
Entelurus aequoreus (snake pipefish) is the source of this 1742-nucleotide messenger RNA. Its product is annotated as polyribonucleotide nucleotidyltransferase 1, mitochondrial-like. The coding region runs from base 84 to 782 and encodes 232 amino acids. Gene Ontology annotation, biological process: mitochondrial mRNA catabolic process; mitochondrial RNA 3'-end processing. Gene Ontology annotation, molecular function: 3'-5'-RNA exonuclease activity; polyribonucleotide nucleotidyltransferase activity; RNA binding. Lineage: Eukaryota; Metazoa; Chordata; Actinopteri; Syngnathiformes; Syngnathidae. The record is from RefSeq and is a predicted model, not a curated record. The transcript is spliced from 7 exons. Gene Ontology annotation, cellular component: mitochondrion; cytosol.